AUGAGCCAAAUUUGGUUUAAUGCCAUCAGAGCAGGGGAUAUCACGUUCGUGCGUGCUAAUGCAACUAAGUACCGGGGUACCCGCAACAAACAUAACGAAACAGGGCUUGUGUAUGCGAUAAAGCAUAACCGUGUGGAUAUUGCAUCAUUCUUAAUUCCGUACGAGCGCAACCUGAUUUUAGAUGGCGCUUUCACACCGCUCAUGGUAUGUGCUCUAUAUAACUGUGUUGACGUGGCAAUAAUCCUUGCUGCUAGCGGUCACUCAGCCGUGAAUUCUGAAAUGCAAACUGCUCUUAUGAUAGCUGCCGAAAGGGACCAUGCAAAGAUCAUCCAAAUCAUUCUCCCCAAUGAGGUAAUGCGCCGGGAUUCACGGGAUCGUACGGCUCUGAUGCUGGCCUCGAUAAGCGGCCAGAACAAGGCGGUUGAGCUACUACUCCCCCAGGAGGGCGGAUUUGUCAACUCGCACAAAGAAACCGCCUUUUAUCUUGCUCUUUAUCACAAUAACCUAUCCACGGCAAAGAUUCUCGAGCCAGUGGAGGCCAAUACGUGGUGUGACAAGCUUGUAUCUGUUGUUGGCAUGUGUUUAUCUGACCCUAAGACCACCGAGUAUAUUCAGUAUCUAGCACAUAAGUACCCCAAUAUAGAGAAGGCAUAUAGAGAUUUUUGCGGUCAGGCGGGAACCUCCUUGAGUCCCUACAAGGAGCUCCGAUCCAUUGCUGAGUUACGGCCUUUAACGGGUCGCUCUGUUAACUCCCUAAAUCCAUCAGACGCACGAACAGACAAAGCCUUGUUUAUAUCGCCCAUUCCGACUAGAUCCUCGCCUCUUCGGUCGUCCCGGUCUGUUAACUCAAGGCUUAAGGAGGAGCAUGUGACCAUAUCUCAGUCAAUACAAAACAGCGCACAUGAACUGGAAAGAUUCAAGGACUCGUAUAUUACUAAUAUUAACCAGCUUCGUCGAGAUGCAGAGUCUCUGCAAAAGCAACUCAAGGCCCAGGUCCAUGCCCAGGCUCAAUCCAGCGAUCCUCCGCGGUCAUCCACCGGUGGCCCUCGAUAUCAAAAAACUCCAACAGCACUCCGCCAAGCAACUGUUACCCCUACCUCUCUUCCUAAAACAAUGGCAAAAGAUGAGGCACAUAUUGUCCACUCGUUCACUAGUAGUCCGCCACGCAUCAAGCGUGCGGGAGGAGAUGUCACUACACUCUGCAACGAGAUAAUUGUCAGCUUUGUAAAGUCCAUGGGUACGAAUCCUUUAUCUCCACGUUCACCAUCCAGACCUGUCUCUAGGCCCGUACGCAGCAAUAGUACACUAACAGCUAGGGACAAUUGGACUGCAAGUACAGACUCCAUGCAAUCUCACACGGAGCAAGCUGUCAAUACAAACGAUACCAUCAGCUCUCUGUCAAAUUCUAAGGCUGCAAACACAUAUAUUAACUAUAGCAAGCAGAUGCAAUCCAAGCUACUUACUAUGCUUAAUCAAAAGCACGAUAGAUCGCUGGGCUGGAACAGCAGCGAUAGCUCCUUUUUCUCACAGUCAACUGCCAAUAAAGAAGGAGAAGAAUUCAAGGGCAAUAUUGAUGGCCCUGAUGGUCUAGCUUCUAUUCUAACGAGAUCUGUACCUGCUUCAGCCCAGCGCCUUCAGUCCCCAAGGGCUUUUGAGAUAGUCUAUGAUCAAGUAGUUGGCACUAACGACUCCGAACACCUCAAUGCCAAAAUACCUAUCCCAGAUAAUGAGACAAACGUUUACAAUAGCACCCUAAUCAAUUCGACACCAUAUAAUGAGGUAGCGCAGAGCCCUAAGAACACAACCAGUAUCUUUAUGGGCACAAACAGCAUCGUACAGCAGCAAAACCAACAAGAAGAUCAACACAAACAGUCAAGUGAUGCUACCGUAGCAGCCACAAAUCAAGGCCUCAUGGAUACAAUUGAAAACUUUACGCAAAUCAUUGAUGACUUGUCAAAUGAAAAUAUUCUACUUAAUAAAGAACUAGACAAGUUCAAACGAAUGCAGCGUCAACUGUACGACGAGAGCAAGACAGAUAAGCAGACCAUAGAACUGCUUCGCAAGCAGCUUGACAGCAUGGCCCACAACUUUUCAGAAUCCACUAAGCGUGACAUCUACACUAUGAAGAAGGAGAUCGCACGACUUGACAACUCUUUGAUGGACGCGAAGCGCCUGGAGCUAGAGCUGUCCCGAGUUGUGGAUGACGAUGAUGCAGAUCAAAUCACAGAUGAAUCCUUGAUGCUCUAA
Messenger RNA from Giardia duodenalis, 2247 nucleotides. Its product is annotated as Ankyrin repeat protein 1. Bases 1 to 2247 code for a protein of 748 amino acids. The record is from RefSeq and is a predicted model, not a curated record. Lineage: Eukaryota; Fornicata; Diplomonadida; Hexamitidae. Gene Ontology annotation, molecular function: protein binding. The transcript has a single exon.